AGAAAUGAAUCAACAAAAGCCUUCAGGCCUCAGGCAACCUGGCAGGUUACCUCGUCCAUCCGGUUUGCAGCAGCCAUCUUCAAAGCUGAGGCCUCCAUCGAGUAGCUUAUCAUCGUCUACUUCUACUAGUAGCGCUAGCGGACCUGCAGCCAAGCCAUCAAGCAUCAGACCUGUUGGUCAGUUAGGUUUGCCUAGCAAGACGAUUCCUGGAAAGUCUACUUCGUCUGUUCUCGCUGCUUCCAGCGGCAGCUCACCUAAACCUUCAUCGAGACCUUCAUCAAGACCUUCGUCUCGACAACCUAGUCCUACACCAGUGGUUCAGACUGUAGUCGAGCAUGACUUUUCUGUUGGUGACCACGUUAUUGUCAGUGGCUCGAAAUCAGGAACAAUUCGCUUCCUGGGCACUACAAAGUUUGCCAAAGGAGAAUGGGCUGGUGUUGAGUUGAAGGGACCAGAGGGCAAGAAUGAUGGCAGUGUUGGAGGAGUGAGGUACUUUACGUGUGAGCCGCUGCACGGUGUUUUUGCUAAAGCCCAGAAAUUGGAACGACCGAGCAGCAUGCCUAGAGCUUCUUCGUCUUCCUCGACUGAGACUGUCUCUUUGUUGGAAGUUGGUGAUAAGGUGUUGGUCAGUGGAGUAAAGUCUGGCACACUCAGGUAUAAGGGCACUACUGACUUCGCUCAAGGAAUAUGGGCUGGAGUACAACUUGAUGAACCUCAGGGUAAAAACGAUGGAGCAGUGGCUGGGAAACGGUAUUUCCAGUGUUUACCAAAGUAUGGAUUGUUUGCUCCUGUUAGUAAAGUGCAGAAGAUAGCAUUGGCUGCUGCAUCUAUUUCAUCAAAUGCAGUCACUGCGGGUACAAAGAAAUCUAUAUCACAGACUGCAGCUCCGGCUGUAGUAGAUACUGCAUCUAAACUGUCUGCUAUGAAAACUCAUAUGACAGCUAAGACUGUAGCAAGUGUCCUAGAUCUAGACGAGACUGUGAUAGUAAGAUCAGAAUCAAGUGGUGGACCUCAGAAGGUUGAAGGCGAAAACCCUUUGACAUCUGGGAAAGCUGAUAAAGCUGUAGAUUCAGAUAAUAAGAGUGUGCUUGUGGAGUUACAGUCUCAGUUAAAGUAUGCUGAGGAACAGCGAGCUCUACUGCAGCACCAACUGGAGUUAGAGAAGAGAAAUAGUGAAGAUCUCCAAUUUAGACUUGAAGAAGAAAACGUAACCAGAGUGGAACACGAGGAGGCUACUCCACCUAUGAUAUUGCUUGACUCUGAAGUGAGUGAAAUUAAACAACACGCUGAACAACUAAAAUGUGAACUUGAACAUUCAGAGGCUCAGCAACAGCUAUCAGCCAAAACUAUCAGAAAAUUAGAAAUUGAUCUUCAGCAGGCUAUCGCAGCAUCAACUCGUGCUGAGCAAGAAUUGGCUAAAGCUAGAAGUGAGAUUGCUUCACAGCAUAAUGUGAUUACUGAUCUUGAAGCCAGGGUACAGGAUACAGUCUUAAAGUCUGAGGUUACACGUCUUGAAGAAUUGCUGCAAGAAGAGAGACAAACUCAAACUAAUGCACUUGAAGCGAAAGAUCUUGAACUGGCUGACUUGAAAGUAUCUGUUGAGAUGAUGAAUCAAGAGUUGGCAAAGCAAACAUUAGCAGCCAAGGAGAUGAAAGAUGAAGUCAGCAUGUUGCAACAUCAGUUGAAAGAGACUAACAGUCAGCUUGAAGCAGCAACUGGAUCUGUGGCAACUGAUCAACAGGUGUUGAAUCAGCUUCGUGCAGAUAUUGUUGCCAAAGAUGUGUGUAUCACUUUGCAGCUUCAGCGCAUUGAUGAGUUGACAAAAGAAGUAGCAAGUCAAGAACAAUUGAAACAACAGUUAUCUGUAGCUGUUCACAGUAGUGAGGAGCUGACAGCAACCAAAGAAGAGAUUGUGGAGAUAAGAUCUCGAUUGGAUGCAGAAAAGUCAGAAGCUGAGGAACUGAGGAAAUCAGUAGAUAUGCUGCGCCAAGAGAAGGACAGUGCUACAGAUAGGUGUGGCAGUGUGGAAUUAGAACUGAAAGAAAGUCAGUCUAAGUUAGUGUUUGAGAAUGAAAGAACAUGCAGAUUACAAGAAGAUGUUGAUUCUUUGACUAAGACUUUAGAAGAUGCACAGCUGGAACUGAAGUUAAGCCAGGAAAAGAAUGAACGUUACACAGAAGACAAGACUAAUCUUGAGACAAGAAUCAGUGAGCUGUUGAAGUCAUCCGACAGUAGCUCAGGACAAGUAGCAUUGUUAGACAGUGAAUUAAAGGAGAGAAACAGGAAAUUAGAUGAAAUGAGGAAUGCCAUGGCAGACUGUGAAGGCAAGCUGCAUACAGCUGAGAAAGAGUUGGGUUUAGUAAAGGAUCAGUACAACAGUGCACAAGCAACAGUUGCUGAUCUUAAUAUACGAAUUGACAGCGAGAGUCAGUCAAAAGAGGAGCUUGUCAGUCAACUGAAGGCUGCUCAGGAGGAAACUGAACGUGAGGGGCUUCUUUUGAAAGUGGCUCAGUCUGAGCUUGAAGAAACAAAAUCUGCAGGAUUGACAACUGCUAGUGAGCUUGCUUCAGCAAAUCAAAGAAUUGCAGAACUGACUGAAAAUGAGUCAAAAAUGAAGUCAAGGCUUCAAGAUCUUGAGCAUUUAGUUAGAGAUCAUGAAAUAGCUGUGUCAUUUGCUCGUACUGAGACAGAGUCAAGAGCAGCUACAGAGACAGAACUCAGAACGGAGCUUGCGAAGAAGUGUAAUGAGCUAAUCGAAAAGGAAGCAGAGAUACAAUUGGCUGGAACUCAGUUGAAAGAUUCAGAAUGCAGUCUACAGAGUGUGAAGGACAGUCGAAGUGAACUGGAAAGCCGUGUCUUAGAAUUGCAGACUCUUGUGAAGGAACAGGAAGCUGAUGUGGCAGUGGAACGCAGCAAGAACGCUGAACUAGAUAGGAGACAUAGUCAGCUAGAAAUAGAGAAGAAUGAAUUGCUGGAGCAAUACAAUAUCAAUUCUAACAGUCUAAAAGAUGUAGAAACCAGGUUAGCAGCUCAGUCAGAAGAAGUGGCAAUACUAAAUACUGAAAUUACAUCAUAUAAUAAGCAAGUGGAAGAUCUUACACUGCAACUUAAAUCAUCUCAAGACUCUGUAGAGUUUUUGAGUACUGACAAGGGUCGAUUAGAGCAGGAAAUGAAUGAGCUUUUAAGGACAUCUGGUGACAGCUCAAAGCGAAUGGUGUACUUGGAAGAACAAGUAAAAGAAAAAAGCCAGGAAUUAGAGAAACUUCAGGUCAGUGGUAGAGAAACACAAAGCAAGUUAGAAUCAGUAGAAAAACAGCUUACUGCAGCAAAGGUUGAAAUCACAGCAGAGCAAGAAAGAAGCAGGACAUUAGAAUCUGAUUUGAGGUUGAAAUCUACAUUGUCUGAUUCAGUCAAAGGAGAAGCUGAAUCUGCCCAACAACAGAUACAAACUCUAACUGAACAUCAAAGUCAUUUAGAAGAAAAUCUUAGAAAAGUACAGGCUUUGUUGGAUAAAGAACAAGCAGCUCAAUUGUCCUUGCAAGCAGAAAAAGAUUCUAGCUUUAAGAUGACUCAAGAGCUUGAACAGAAACUAGAUGAGAAGAGUCAGCAACUGCAGGCUACAGACAAAGAGUGGCAGUUGUCUGCUAAGAAACUAAAUGAGGUGACACAAGAGCUUGAAGAUGCUAUAAAAACCAAAGCAGAAUUGAUUGAGAAAACUGCUACAUUGGAAGAGGCUGUAAAUAGGCUUGAGGAGGAGGUGAAACGCCAAAUAAAGCAUGUAGCUGACAUUGAAGAAGACAAGAAACAGUUGGAGAGUGAAUUGAGUGACAACAUUAGAAAGGCAGAAUUAGUAAGUAGUAAUGUGAUGGCACUACAAAGUGAGUUACAAGAGAAGGAAAGCAUUUUGACAACAGUGAGGCAAGCCAGUGCUGACCUUCAGCAAAAAGUGGAUAAUCUGCAGGCUGAAGUUGAGUCAGUGAAAGACUUAAACACUAAAGGCCUGGAAAGCAUGAAGAAAAAGUGUGAUAAUGAUGUCAUGCUGCUUGAUGAACAGCUUCAAUCUAGGGUAAUUGAACUUCAGAAAACACAAGAGGAACUUGCUAAAGUGAGGUCUGUUUUUGAGGAAACAAAGACUGGCAUGUUAGUCUUGCAGCAGCAACGUGCAUCUGCUACUGAGGAGAGUGUAAGAGUUCAACAAGAGAAGAACGAGGCAGAAAGAAUAAAGGAAAGUACUCUUGGAGAAUUGAGACAGUCCUUGCAAGAGAAACAGGAGGCAGUAGAGAAAUGUGAGGCAUUGGUGUUAGAGAGAGAUGCUGUUGCUAGAGAGCGGGAUAAGGUCAUGAGUGACAGUAGUGCAUUUGGAGAAAUGAUCAGAACACUAACAGCUGCCAAAGAGAGUUUGAUUGGAGAUGUGAAAUCAAAGGAGGAGGAAUGUGGUAUACUGGUUGAACAGAUUAGCGAACUAACUAAGGAGCUAGAGCAGACAACACAACUGGCAGAUGGGAGGCUGGAGGCCAUCACUGCAUUAGAAUCACAACAGACUGAUUUUGAAAACAGAAUAUCUUUGUUGAGUGAUGCAUUGGCAAAUGCUGAGAAUGCAGCAGCCAAGCCUUUGACAGCGACGUUUUUGGACAUGAGUAACAUGGCUGGUGCAGAUGAAAUGCUUAUUGCUCGUGUUGAGGAAAUGAAAGUGCAACUGGCAGAAGUACAGAUAGAAAAUGAGUCUCUUCACAAUCAGGUUGAGUUUCUUAACACUGUAAUUGUUGAUCUUCAACGUAAGAAUAAUAUAGCAGAGAAACGAUUGAUAGCCAUGGAGCAAGGCAUUGUACUAGAUGAAUCAGACCUCCAGCUAAUGGAGGACAUUGGUGAUGAUUUCUCGUUGUCUGCACCUCCAGAAAGACUGUUCUGUGAUAUCUGUGAUGUAUUUGAUGAACAUGAUACUGAAGAUUGUCCUCAACAAACAAUGGAGGAUACUAUUGAAUCUAGCCAUCAUGGACAACGAGGAGAGGAAAGACCAUACUGUGACAAUUGUGAAGAAUUUGGUCACUGGACAGAAGAUUGCAAUGAUAAUGAGACGUUUUGAUACAAGUGUUUAGGUAGGAUUUAAUUAGCAGUUGAUUCACUGACGUUAACAGAAUAGGAUGCGUAGGUUGAUAUUUAUCUACAGACAGUAAUAAGUUUGCAUAUUCAUUACACAAGAAUAGCUUAUACUGUUGUGAAAUAACGAAUUGAAUUUUGUUGAGAACA
Corticium candelabrum is the source of this 5247-nucleotide messenger RNA. RefSeq names its product CAP-Gly domain-containing linker protein 1-like. The transcript is spliced from 38 exons. Gene Ontology annotation, molecular function: microtubule plus-end binding. The record is from RefSeq and is a predicted model, not a curated record. Gene Ontology annotation, biological process: cytoplasmic microtubule organization. NCBI's taxonomy places the organism in Eukaryota, Metazoa, Porifera, Homoscleromorpha, Homosclerophorida, Plakinidae. Bases 5 to 5083 code for a protein of 1692 amino acids. Gene Ontology annotation, cellular component: microtubule plus-end; nucleus; cell cortex.